Molecule: messenger RNA, 6525 nt
Organism: Pteronotus mesoamericanus
Lineage: Eukaryota; Metazoa; Chordata; Mammalia; Chiroptera; Mormoopidae
Gene: CACNA1I
Product: calcium voltage-gated channel subunit alpha1 I
Exons: 36
Coding region: 1-6525 (2174 amino acids)
Biological process (GO): calcium ion import; membrane depolarization during action potential; positive regulation of calcium ion-dependent exocytosis
Cellular component (GO): voltage-gated calcium channel complex; neuron projection; voltage-gated sodium channel complex
Molecular function (GO): voltage-gated sodium channel activity; low voltage-gated calcium channel activity
Source: RefSeq, a predicted model, not a curated record
AUGGCUGACAGCUCCUCUCUGCCGUCCUCCUCUACCGCGGCCCUGGCCCCUGAGCCGGGGGUCACCGAGCAGCUGGGGCCCCGGAGCCCCCCUCCCUCCCCGCCAGGCCUGGAGGAGCCCCCUGAUGGAGCCGACCCUGACGUCCCUCACCCGGACCUGGCUCCCGUUGCCUUCUUCUGCCUGCGACAGACCACCAGCCCCCGGAACUGGUGCAUCAAGAUGGUGUGUAACCCAUGGUUCGAAUGUGUCAGCAUGCUGGUGAUCCUGCUGAACUGCGUGACACUUGGCAUGUACCAGCCGUGCGACGACAUGGACUGCCUGUCCGACCGCUGCAAGAUCCUGCAGGUCUUUGAUGACUUCAUCUUUGUCUUCUUUGCCAUGGAGAUGGUGCUCAAGAUGGUAGCCUUGGGCAUUUUUGGCAAGAAGUGCUACCUUGGGGACACAUGGAACCGACUGGACUUCUUCAUUGUCAUGGCUGGGAUGGUGGAGUACUCGCUGGACCUUCAGAACAUCAACCUGUCGGCCAUCCGCACUGUGCGUGUCCUGAGGCCCCUCAAAGCCAUCAACCGUGUGCCCAGUAUGCGGAUCCUGGUGAACCUGCUCCUGGACACACUGCCCAUGCUGGGGAACGUCCUCCUGCUCUGCUUCUUUGUCUUCUUCAUCUUCGGCAUCAUCGGUGUGCAGCUGUGGGCGGGCUUGCUGCGCAACCGCUGCUUCCUGGAGGAGAACUUCACCAUACAAGGGGAUGUGGCCCUGCCCCCCUACUACCAGCCGGAGGAAGAUGACGAGAUGCCCUUCAUCUGCUCCCUUUCGGGGGACAAUGGCAUCAUGGGCUGCCACGAGAUCCCUCCGCUCAAGGAGCAGGGCCGGGAGUGCUGCCUGUCCAAGGACGACGUCUAUGACUUCGGGGCAGGGCGCCAGGACCUCAACGCCAGUGGGCUCUGUGUCAACUGGAACCGCUACUACAACGUGUGCCGCACAGGCAGCGCCAACCCCCACAAGGGCGCCAUCAACUUCGACAACAUUGGCUAUGCCUGGAUCGUUAUCUUCCAGGUGAUCACUCUGGAAGGCUGGGUGGAGAUCAUGUACUACGUGAUGGAUGCUCACUCCUUCUACAACUUCAUCUAUUUUAUCCUGCUUAUCAUAGUGGGCUCCUUCUUCAUGAUCAACCUGUGCCUCGUUGUCAUAGCGACCCAGUUCUCGGAGACCAAGCAGCGGGAGCACCGGCUGAUGCUGGAGCAGCGGCAGCGCUACCUGUCCUCCAGCACGGUGGCCAGCUACGCCGAGCCCGGCGACUGCUAUGAGGAGAUCUUCCAGUACGUCUGCCACAUCCUGCGCAAGGCCAAGCGCCGUGCCCUGGGCCUCUACCAGGCCCUGCAGAGCCGGCGCCAGGCCCUGGGCCCGGGGGUGCCCACCUCCGCCAAGCCCGAGCCCCACGCCAAGGAGCCCAGGCACUUCAAGCUGUGCCCGAGACACAGCCCGCUGGACCCGACGCCCCACACGCUGGUGCAGCCUGUCUCUGCCAUGCUGGCCUCCGACCCCACCAGCUGCCCCCGCUGCCAGCACGAGCUGGGCCGGCGGCCCUCGGGCCUGGGCAGCACCGACUCGGGCCAGGAGGGCGCAGACUCGCGAGGCUCUGGUGGCGGAGAGGACGAGGCCGAUGGGGACGGGGCCCGGAGCAGCGAGGAGGGGGCCUCCUCGGAGCUGGGGAAGGAGGACGAGGAGGACCGGGCGGAUGGAGCGGCCCGGCUGUGCGGGGACGUGUGGCGGGAGACGCGAGCCAAGCUGCGAGGCAUCGUGGACAGCAAGUACUUCAACCGGGGCAUCAUGAUGGCUAUCCUGGUCAACACCGUCAGCAUGGGCAUCGAGCACCACGAGCAGCCCGAGGAGCUGACCAACGUCCUGGAGAUCUGCAACGUGGUCUUCACCAGCAUGUUUGCCCUGGAGAUGCUCCUGAAGCUGGCCGCCUUCGGGCUCUUCGACUACCUGCGCAACCCCUACAACAUCUUCGACAGCAUCAUCGUCAUCAUCAGCAUCUGGGAGAUCGUGGGGCAGGCGGAUGGUGGGCUGUCGGUGCUGCGCACCUUCCGGCUGCUGCGGGUGCUGAAGCUGGUGCGCUUCAUGCCUGCGCUGCGGCGCCAGCUCGUGGUGCUCAUGAAGACCAUGGACAACGUGGCCACCUUCUGCAUGCUGCUCAUGCUCUUCAUCUUCAUCUUCAGCAUUCUUGGGAUGCACAUCUUUGGCUGCAAAUUCAGCCUCCGAACGGACACGGGAGACACAGUCCCAGACAGGAAGAACUUCGAUUCCCUGCUGUGGGCCAUUGUCACGGUGUUCCAGAUUCUCACCCAGGAGGACUGGAACGUCGUCCUCUACAAUGGCAUGGCCUCUACCUCGCCCUGGGCCUCCCUCUACUUCGUUGCCCUCAUGACCUUCGGCAACUACGUGCUCUUCAACUUGCUGGUGGCCAUCCUGGUGGAAGGCUUCCAGGCGGAGGGCGACGCCAAUCGCUCCUACUCAGACGAGGACCAGAGUUUAUCCAACAUGGAGGAGUUUGACAAGCUCCCGGAGGGCCUGGACAGCGGCGGAGAUCCCAAGCUCUGCCCAAUUCCUCUGACCCCCAAUGGGCACCUGGACCCCAGCCUCCCUCUGGGUGGACCUCUGGGCCCCGCUGGGGCUGCAGCGCCUGCCCGCCUGUCGCUGCAGCCGGACCCUAUGCUGGUGGCCCUGGGCUCCCGCAAGAGCAGCGUCAUGUCAUUGGGGCGGGCGAGCUACGACCAGCGUUCCCUGUCCAGCUCCCGGAGCUCCUACUACGGGCCUUGGGGCCGCAGCGGGGCCUGGGCCAGCCGCCGCUCCAGCUGGAACAGCCUCAAGCACAAGCCGCCAUCAGCGGAGCACGAGUCCCUGCUCUCCGCUGAGCGCGGUGGCGCCCCCCGGGCCCGCGAGGGCACCUGUGAGGAGGGUCCACCGCGGGCCGCGCCCCUGCACGCCCCACACGCCCACCACGUGCAUCAUGGUCCCCACCCGAUGCACCGCCACCGCCACCACCGCCGGACGUUGUCCCUCGACACCAGAGACUCGGUGGACCUGGCCGAGCUGGGGCCCGCUGUGGGCCCCCACCCCCGGGCAGCCUGGAGGGCGGCAGGCCUGGCCCCCGGGCACGAGGACUGCAAUGGCAGGAUGCCCAGCCUCGCCAAGGAGGUCUUCACCAAGAUGAACGACCGCCGGGACCGCGCGCAGGAUGAGGAGGAGGUCGACUACACUCUGUGCUUCCGUGUGCGCAAGAUGAUUGACGUCUACAAGCCUGACUGGUGCGAGGUCCGCGAGGACUGGUCUGUCUACCUCUUCUCCCCUGAGAACAGGUUCCGCAUCCUGUGCCAGACCAUCAUUGCCCACAAGCUCUUUGACUAUGUUGUCCUGGCCUUCAUUUUCCUCAACUGCAUCACCAUCGCCCUGGAGCGGCCCCAGAUUGAGGCUGGCAGCACUGAACGCAUAUUCCUCACCGUGUCCAACUACAUCUUCACAGCCAUCUUCGUGGGCGAGAUGACACUAAAGGUGGUCUCGCUGGGUCUGUACUUCGGGGAGCAGGCGUACCUGCGCAGCAGCUGGAACGUGCUGGAUGGUUUUCUAGUCUUCGUGUCAAUCAUUGACAUCGUGGUGUCCUUGGCCUCGGCCGGUGGAGCCAAGAUCUUGGGGGUCCUCCGGGUCCUGCGGCUCUUGCGCACCCUGCGGCCCCUGCGGGUCAUCAGCCGGGCGCCUGGCCUGAAGCUGGUGGUGGAGACACUCAUCUCCUCCCUGAAGCCCAUUGGCAACAUUGUCCUCAUCUGCUGUGCCUUCUUCAUCAUCUUCGGCAUCUUGGGGGUGCAGCUCUUCAAGGGCAAGUUCUACCACUGCCUAGGCGUGGACACCCGCAACAUCACCAACCGUUCCGACUGCAUGGCUGCCAACUACCGCUGGGUCCAUCACAAGUACAACUUCGACAACCUGGGCCAGGCCCUGAUGUCACUCUUUGUCCUGGCCUCCAAGGAUGGCUGGGUGAACAUCAUGUACAACGGGCUGGAUGCCGUCGCUGUGGACCAGCAGCCCGUGCCCAACCACAACCCCUGGAUGCUGCUCUACUUCAUCUCCUUCCUGCUCAUCGUCAGCUUCUUCGUGCUCAACAUGUUUGUGGGCGUCGUGGUGGAGAACUUCCACAAGUGCCGGCAGCACCAGGAGGCCGAGGAGGCGCGGCGGCGCGAGGAGAAGCGGCUGCGGCGCUUGGAAAAGAAGCGCCGGAAGGCCCAGCGGCUGCCUUACUAUGCCACCUACUGUCCCACCCGGCUGCUCAUCCAUUCCAUGUGCACGAGCCACUACCUGGACAUCUUCAUCACCUUCAUCAUCUGCCUCAAUGUGGUCACCAUGUCCCUGGAGCACUACAACCAGCCAACGUCCCUGGAGACCGCCCUCAAGUACUGCAACUACAUGUUCACCACUGUCUUUGUGCUGGAGGCUGUGCUGAAGCUGGUGGCGUUUGGUCUGAGGCGCUUCUUCAAGGACCGGUGGAACCAGCUGGACCUGGCCAUCGUGCUGCUGUCUGUCAUGGGUAUCACGCUGGAGGAGAUCGAGAUCAACGCGGCCCUGCCCAUCAACCCCACCAUCAUCCGCAUCAUGCGGGUGCUGCGCAUCGCCCGGGUGCUGAAGCUGCUGAAGAUGGCCACGGGCAUGCGGGCCCUGCUGGACACCGUGGUGCAAGCUCUGCCCCAGGUGGGCAACCUGGGCCUCCUCUUCAUGCUGCUCUUCUUCAUCUACGCCGCCCUGGGAGUGGAGCUCUUCGGGAAGCUGGUCUGCAAUGACGAGAACCCGUGUGAGGGCAUGAGCCGGCACGCCACCUUCGAGAACUUCGGCAUGGCCUUCCUCACGCUCUUCCAGGUCUCCACCGGUGACAACUGGAACGGGAUCAUGAAGGACACGCUGCGGGACUGCACCCACGACGAGCGCAGCUGCCUGAGCAGCCUGCAGUUCGUGUCGCCGCUCUACUUCGUCAGCUUUGUGCUCACGGCCCAGUUCGUGCUCAUCAACGUGGUGGUGGCUGUGCUCAUGAAGCACCUGGACGACAGCAACAAAGAGGCCCAGGAGGACGCCGAGAUGGAUGCAGAGCUCGAGCUGGAGAUGGCCCAGGGCCUGGGUCCCAGCCCGCGGCCGCCCGCCGGCUCCCCGGGUGCACCCGGCCGGCCGCCCGCGGGGCCAGGCGGCGGGGGCGACCCGGAAGGCCGCCUGUGCCGGCACGGCUACUCUCCAGCCCAGGAGAAUCUGUGGCUGGACAGCGUCUCUUUAAUCAUCAAGGACUCCUUGGAGGGCGAGCUGACCAUCAUUGACAACCUGUCUGGCUCCAUCUUCCACCACUACGCCUCGCCGGCCGGCUGCAGGAGGUGCCAUCAUGACAGGCAGGAGGUGCAGCUGGCCGAGACGGAAGCCUUCUCCCUGAACUCAGACAGGUCCUCAUCCAUCCUGCUGGGCGAUGACCUGAGUCUCGACGACCCCACAGCCUGCCCCCUUCGCCCUAAAGACAGCAAGGAGGAGCCAGACACACCCGAGCCUGGGUGUGCGGGGGACCCAGGUGAAUGCUUCUUCCCCUUGUCCAACGCGGUCGUCCCCUCCGGUCCAGAGAACUUCCUGUGCGAGAUGGAGUCCAUCUCGUUCAACCCCGUCCGGUCCUGGCUGAAACACGAGGGCACCCAAGGUGAGCCUCCCUCUCCCUGCUCCCCAGCAGCGCCUUCGAGCCCGCUCCUGCCCAUGCCCGCGGAGUUCUUCCACCCCGCUGUGUCUGCCAGCCAGAAAGGGCAGGAGAAGGGCGCUGGUGCCGGGACCCUCCCCAAGAUCGCUCUGCAGGGCUCCUGGGCAUCCCUGCGGUCACCAAGCGUCAACUGCACCCUCCUCCGGCAGGCCACAGGGAGCGACACGUCGCUGGAGGCCAGCCGCAGCAGCUCCGCGGGCAGCCUGCAGACCACGCUGGAGGACAGCCUGACGCUGAGCGACAGUCCCCGCUGCGCCCUGGGGCCGCCCAUGCCCACCCCCGGCCCCCGGGCGGGCCUGUCUCCCGCCGCCCGCCGCCGCCUCAGCCUUCGGGGCCGGGGCCUGUUCAGCCGGCGCGGGCUGGGCGCGCAUCAGCGUAGCCACAGCAGCGGGGGCUCCACCAGCCCGGGAUGCACCCACCACGACUCCAUGGACCCCUCGGACGAGGAAGGCGCAGGCCGGGGCGGCGGGGGCGGCGGGGGCGGGGGCAGCGAGCACUCGGAGACGCUCAGCAGCCUCUCGCUCACCUCCCUCUUCUGCGCGCCGCCUGCGCCGCCGGGGCUCCCGCCCGCCAGGAGGUUCAGCAGCACCAGCAGCCUGGCCACCGGCCCCGGUCGCCCCCGCGCCACCGUCGGGCCCCACGGCCUGGCCCGGAGCCCCUCCUGGGCUGCCGACCGCAGCAAGGACCCCCCGGGCCCAGUUGAGCCCCCGGGAGAGCUGCAGCCCGCAGACGCUGCGAGCAAGAGGAAGAGAUGA